This is a messenger RNA of Caenorhabditis elegans, 6473 nucleotides long. Lineage: Eukaryota; Metazoa; Nematoda; Chromadorea; Rhabditida; Rhabditidae. The record is from the annotation of a RefSeq genome assembly.
AUGCCCACAAACUUCCCCCUACCGUAACCCUGUGUGUGUGUGCGCACGCAAGUGUGCGCGCGCGCGGGGGAGCGCGCACCUUGUUUACGUCUUCUGGACCUUUCUGCGGAGGAAUCCAGGGCUCCGCCCUGCCACCGCAGAGGGGUAUAUAAGACGGCAUUUCUAUCACUCGAGAUCUUCUUUUACUUUCUUGUAUCCCCCUUUUACCUGUCCCUCCUGUUAUUCUUUCUUCUGUCACCCACUCUGUUGGGGGUUUAAUUAAUAUAAUAAAUGUAUUCUUUAGCACAUAUGUGUUCUGUUGUAGUAUGGGAUGCAACAACUCGUUUGUCAUCAUGAUAAUUCGGGGGAACACGCUUAAACCUUUACUGGUAGCAGCUAGUGCAGCUUAAACCUUUACUGGUAGUCAGCGAGUGUCACUGAUUUUUGCUAACGCGUAUCAGUGAUAAUUACGAUCCACCGGUUAGAGAAUGCGAUUAUUUUAAAAAUUAAUUUUAAUUCCCUUCCGAGUGUCUUUUCACUUGUUUCCAUUUUCUCCUCGUUUGGAUGUUCCGGCAGUGCGAUUAUCUGCAGUAGUUGUGCUGUAUCAACGGGAGAUCAGGAGCCGGCGGAAUGGAUUCGCGCACUUGUGAAUUUUUCGGAGGACACUGGCAAGAGAGCAGAGCGGAUAGGUCAAGGUCAGGUCAGUUUAGUGAAAGGUCGGUGGAAGCUGGGUUUGGUACGCUGCAUCGUACUGGUAAAAUUGCCCACUAAUUUUACAUUGAAAGUGUGAAUCCACUUUAGAGGUUCAGAGCACUCCGUGGAGUUGCUCGCGAGCUUGGUUCCAUCCUCCUUUGGAAACAGCUCAGUUGGGACAGGCGGGUCUGUCCUGGAGCUUCCCCGAGGAAUGCUGGUGCAGGUAUUCCGGGUCAAUUUUAGCAUAUUUUUCAAUCUUUUUCACCUUACUCGCGAAUCGCUUAAAUUUUUCGUGCCAGUUUUUGUAGGAACCUAAAAGGAGAGUCAAUUAAUUUCAUCAUUACAGCAAACAAAAAACUUCGCAGCGAUCAACUUGACAUGUCUGGACAACGUCCGAAUCAGGAUUUCGAGCUUCAAACGGAAGUGGUCUUCAAUCAUUGGCGUUUGGGCACUCCGCUGGCUAGGAACCAUCUUCUCGAGCUGAAGGGUGCGGUUGUGGCAGAUCUGCACAUCAUUCGAGCUCAAUUCGAACAUGAAAAGGAGCAUUGGUUGGCCGAGCGGGCUCAGAUGGCCGAGAAAGUGGAAGCUACUAAGCUGUUGAUGGAGAGGGCGACGGAACUCGUCGACUCACUGAAGGCUCGGAUCGAGAUUUUGGAAAGUCAGGUACGUCAACCGGAGGCUUCGGCCGUUGAUGGAAAUGGGAGAGAGGAUUCCUCCGGGACCUCUCUUCGCGGACUCCGUUCCGUACAAGUUAAUACUGGUGGUAGUGGUGAUGGAGAAAAUGGGGCUACCAGGGUUGCCAACCUCGCUGAGGAGGUUGCAGAAAAUCUCGGAAAUGAAGAACUUCUCGUCGAGUCGAACGCGGCUUCGGCAUCGCCGCCGAGUAACACGUCUAGUGGGGCGGGUCAAACAUUGCAGGAGGAUGUUAGACCAGAUGUUACUCAGAGAGUUGUCCUAAGAUCGGAAAGUAACAAUUCCGAUACUAUGGAUGUUCCGUUCUCCGAAACGGUAAAUAAUGCAAGUGCAAGUUCCAAUGGGAAUGUGAGAAGACCAAGGAUCAAUAUGCUGCGGCUGAGGCCGGCAGUGCAGUUGACGCCAUACAGAGGUACUAUGGCUGAGGAUUUCUCGUCGUUUAUUAGAUCUUUCAACGAUCAAUGUGAAGCGAGUGAGAGGAUGGAUGACGAUAUUCGCCUGAAAUUCUUCUUGACAUGUCUCGUGGAUCGGCCCGAAACGUGGCUGAAGACGAGAUGAAGCUGAAUCCGACGAUUAAGCUGAAAGAGUUGGUCGAGAAAAUGAAGUCUACUUUUGAGAAUCCAGUGCUGAUAAAACAUAAGGAGAACCAGCUCCGACUUUGCAAGCAGAAGAAGGACGAGUCGGUCGAGGCCUUCCAUCUCAGAAUCGAGGAGUUGGAGAGAGCUGCGAGCACAACCGAAUCAGCGGUUUGGACGAAGAGAAUCGUGUUGGACGCGUUUCUCCUGGAUUGAACAAGCACAUUCAGGAGAAAGUGCGCUUGGAAUGGCCUGAUACGAUGGUGAAGGCUUUGGAAGUGGCCUUGAGAGUCGAGGCAUUGGAUGCGGAGCUGCACAAGCCGAGUCGGGAAGCAGCUGAGGCAUUGGCGAUCUACAAGCCGAUUCCAAAGAGGAAUGAACGAUUCAAAGGUGAGUGUUUCUUUUGUAAUAAAGUUGGCCACAAGGCCGCAGAUUGUUUCAAGAAAAACGGUAAGAAGGAUAAAAAGGGUAAGUUCGGUGAGAAGAAGCCCCAAGAUCCUGUCAAUCAUCACAAGAUCGAGAAGCCGCAAGGGAUGGUGAUUUCGACGAUGGUGGAUGAUUCGGAGCCCUCAUAUGAGGUACUGAAGAGUCAACUCGAAGAGAUGGCUCGGAGACACGAAUUGCUUCAAAGUGGAAUUCGUUUCGAGGAUGAGAAGAAUGGUGUACGAAGCCUGGCAUGGCCAAAGAUGACUCAGGUUAGUGAAAUUGCGGACUCCGUUCCGUGCCAAUAUUCUCAAAGUCUCGGGAACUCAUUUAUUACUGCCCACAUUCCAAUUCGUGCAAAUGGAAUUCCAUAUGCCGCUCUCGUUGAUACUGGAGCAAAUAUCACAGUUGCGUCUAGAAAUAUCUUGAAAGGGCUAGGAAUUGUUAGAUUGCAAGCUGCAGAUAAUGAUAAUGCAGUUGGUUUCGGAGGAAACGAGGUGAGUAUGAUCGGUUCAGCGAUCGUACGUUUUCAAAUCGGUAGCCAAGUGGUGAAACAGAGAGUUCAUUUCACUAAUGGUCACUGUAUGCCGGAUAUUGAUGGUAGUUACCAAUUUAUUUUCGGAAACGACUUAUUGUCUCGUUUGCCGAUUUUUAUGUUCGACUAUCAGCAGAAGAUGUUUCACGUUGGAGAUGACGCGAUUCCAUUCGGAAGAGCGCCAGGUCAGAAUGUGAAGCCUAGAAAUUAUCAGGUGAAGGUGAGUGAAGAUACGAUCAUUCCAGCAGGUACUGAAAAGUACGUCAAGUGUUCUAUCGAUGCAUCAUUCGGGAGCGAAAAGGACGUGGUCCUGAUGAUCGAUUCGAAAAUUGGAGAAAAUGAUUUGUUCGUUUCUCCAGCGGUUGUCAUGGCUUCAAAUGCUAUGAUUCUGGUGUCGAAUCCAACGGAGGAGGAUAAGACUAUUUCGACGGAUGUUCAUGCUGCCGUCGCCAAUCGGAUUUCAACUGAUGGUAAUGUUUUAUAUUGUUUUUGAUAGUGAGAAUACUCCUUGUGUUCAAACUGUCAUCACGGACUCUGAUCCGGCCUUUAAUAUAAACUUAUCUAAAGUUAAAAUUUCCGAUUCUGAAAGAGCUAAAUUAAAAGUUCUUAUUGAGAAAUAUCAUGAUGUUUUCUCGAAGAAUGCUUAUGAUUUGGGUAGUUCCAAGACUGAUCCAGUUCAUAUUUAUACGACUACAGAGGUUCCGGUGAGAGGACGAGCUUAUCGUGUUCCGGUUAAGUGUCAAGCUGAGCUUGAGAAACAUAUUAAUUCGCUAAUUCAAUCGGAGCGAAUAGUGGAGAGUAAUACUCCAUGGACGAGUCCAAUAGUUCUGGUGAAGAAGAAGAAUGGCUCGUUAAGAGUGUGUUUGGAUUUUCGAAAGCUGAAUGAGGUAACUAUUCCAGAUAAUUACCCUUUGCCCAGGAUCGAUGCUAUCAUCGAGAAAGUGGGCGGUUCGAGGUAUUUUUCCGUGUUGGAUAUGGCUAACGGAUAUCUGCAAUUGAGAUUAGAUGCCGAGUCGUCAUACAAGUGUGGAUUUAUCACUGAAAAUAAGGUUUACGCGUACACGCAUUUACCUUUUGGACUGAAGUCAGCAGCUUCAUAUUUUCAACGGGCGCUGAGGCAGGUUCUUGAUGGACUUGAGGAUGUGAUGGUGUACAUCGACGAUGUUCUUAUCUACAGUAAGACAUUCGAAGAUCAUAUCAGGACGCUAGAGAUGGUUUUGGAACGAUUCCGGAAGUUCAAUUUGAAGGCAUCGCCGAAUAAAUGUGAGUUCUUCAAGGAAUCCAUUGUAUUCUUAGGUCAUGAGAUAUCGAGAGACAAUUAUUCGCCGAAUCGUGUAAACGUCGAGACGAUCAGAUCGAUGCCGACGCCGACGAACGUGAAUGAAGUUAGAAGAUUCGUCGGGAUGUCUGGGUUCUUUAGAAAGUUCAUUCCGAAUUUCUCAGAGAGGGCUGAGCCGCUGACAAGGCUUACGAAGAAGAACCAGAAAUUCGUAUGGGCCGAGGAGCAGCAGAAUGCCGUCGACGAGCUCUCUGAAGCUCUUACUAACAAACCUAUUCUCACGUUUCCAGAUUAUGACAAGCCGUUUCAUAUUUUUACUGAUGCGAGUGCCGUUGCUCAGGGAGCAGCGCUAAUGCAGACAGUUGGAGAAGACGAAAAGGAUUUUGCAGCAAUCGCUUUUAUUAGCAGAACGUUGGCGGACACGGAGACGAGAUGGCCAGCCGUACAUACCGAGUUAGGAGCAAUUAUAUUCGCGCUCCGUCAAUUCCGUCCGUAUGUUUGUAUGUCAAAGAUAAUUCUUCAUUCAGAUCACAAGCCGUUGAGGUAUAUUUUGGCUAAGAGCAAAAUCAAUGAUCAGAUUGGGAGAUGGCUCGUUGAGUUGCAGCAGUACGAUAUUUCGAUCGUGCACAUCGAUGGAAAGAAGAACAUGGUUGCCGGUUGUCUAUCGAGAGCUAAGGAUGAGAUCGCGCCGUUGUCAGGUAUUGAGAUGGAAGAUAUUAUUGAUUUUCCAGUCUGCAUGCCGAUUCGAAAGAAGAAGAGAGCGAGCGUGGUGUUCGUGUUACAGGCAAAUAAGAAUUUGCGUCUGGAUUUGGUGGAAGAACAGGAUAAGGAUCCGAUUCUUCGAGCUAUCAAGAAGUUUUUGGUCGAGCCAAAAGCUUCGAUCGAUUGUGUUCCGAAAUCUUGGUGCGAUGUUCUUGAACAUGUCGAGAUUUCGGAGAAAGGCGCGCUCUCCGUAGCGUAUCAUAACUCAUUCCCUAAAACUGUUAUUCCAGAACAUUUGAGGAGGUUUAUGUUUGAAGCCUUUCAUUCGAGUAAGUUACAGGGAGGUCAUCAUAAUUGGAAGAAGACGUUUCGAAAAGCCAGUGUAAGGUAUUUUUGGCCGGAUAUGAAAUCUGACAUUCUGAGAUGGUGCAUGGAAUGUAUUCCUUGCCAACAGAGGUCGAAGCCUCACCCGUCCACUCGAGAGCCGCAGCAGAUCGUUGUCACUUCGAAACUUUUCGAGAAAGUUGGAGUCGAUUUGUGCGGACCGUUGAGAUCAACGGCUGGAGGACACAAAUAUUACAUGAAUUUGAUUUGUUGGUUCAGUAAGUUCGUUGUUUCGGUUCCACUUACUGACGCGUCUACGGAUACAGUGGUGCGAGCUAUCCUCACGGAGGUAGUGUUGAAAUUUGGAACGCCCAGCGAAUUGGUAUCGGACAGAGCAUCGACAUUUACGUCUGAAGCUUUUAGACAGUUCUGUAAGUUGGUGAGUAUUCAGCAGCAUUUGGCGAUUCCUUAUCAUAGCAAAGGCAACGGAGCAACAGAGAGAACGUUUAGAACGUUUCAUAACAUGACGUCGAAAUACGUCAAUGCAGCCCACUCUGACUGGGAUAUACUACUACCUUAUCUCACUUUUAGCUAUAACACUGUUGUUCAUAGUACUACAGGAGAAACGCCGUUUUUCCUCGUGUUUGGGAGAGACCCGGUUUUCGCAGUCGACAGGAUUUUGGACCCGUCACCACCGAAAGAAGCUGGGAAGUCAGAUGUGAAGAUUUGGAAGGAGCAUCUCGUCGAGAUUCUUCGUGAAGCUUGGAAGAACACAGCCGAGAUUGCACUUAAAGCUCAACUAGCAUACCAGAAGCAGGCCAAUCAAGGAGCGAAAGGUUCUGAAAUUAGACCAGGAGAUAGGGUGAUGUUUAAAAAUUUUAAGUCAAAAAUUAAUCUGUCUAGAAAGCUAGUGAAACCAUGGAUUGGAGAUUAUCGAGUCUUAGAGGUUAAUCAUCCAAAAGCGUUAAUUUUAGAUUUAGAUCAUCCAGGAAAAGAGCCGAGAGAAGUUCAUCUCGAUCAGAUUAAAAAGUUUUAUCUUUCCGAGAACGAUAACGACGAAGAGGACGCCGCAGUGGAUGAAGAACAAGUUCCAACCGACGUCAUCAGCCAGCCGAUCGCAGAGGUGACGCAGGCAGUCGAAGAAAGUUCGAAGAAAGCUGAAAAACACGAAGUUGAAGCUGAAAAGAAGGACAAACCCGUGGAGGUGGCGAAAAACAGAAGAAAUCCGCCACGUGCAAAGAAGAUUCCAGUGAGGUUUGCCGAAAAAUAA